CAUUGUUCAAACCUGAUAAAAAAGAUUGAUCGAGAUUAAUCUCCAAGAAGAUAAAUCACCGUUCCUUCUUUUAUAUGAUCACUAAGUCAUAGAAGAAAAAUAUCCCUAAUCAUAGAAUAACGACUUACACUUGAUAGGAAAGAUCAGUCAAGAUAAGUAGGGAUGUGUAGACUCGGAUUGAUGUAGCAUAAAGCACCAGUGGUCUAGUGGUAGAAUAGUACCCUGCCACGGUACAGACCCGGGUUCGAUCCCGGCUGGUGCAUUAUUUUUUCAAUCAAAAACAAAAUGAGGAAGAACAGAGGGGUCAAUACUUCGGGUUAUGGUGUCGGAUCUCUUUUUUUUAAAAAAACUCCGCAUUUUAUCCUAACGAAAGAAGGUAAAUUUAAAAACUUGCGUCACAAGUCAAAUCACUUUCCUCGCUCUCCCGCUCCCUCUCUUUACUCUCUUCUUCACCAGUCUCCACCAUUGAUACAGCUAUGAAGUUGUUCUUCUACCACAGGAAAGUCUUGCUGUUCUCCAUUGAACUAGAUCCCUCAAAUACAGUUCUAGAGAUGAAACAAAAGAUCGAAAAGACCAAACGCAUCUCUGUUUCCAACCAAACCAUUUUCUUCAAAGGCAAGAUUCUAUUGGCAGAUCGAGACUCUCUCACUCUCACGCAAUGCAAGAUCUUCAACAAAUCACGUCUCGAGUUAUACUUCUGCCGUUCACGUCUACGUCACGACCUCCGUCAAGCGCUUCAGCAAACAGAGCAAUCUCCAGCUCCGGCGUCAACGUCGGUUAAAGAUGUCAUUAUCAUUGAAGACUCUCCUGAAAAGAAUCAAGAUUCGACUCUGGUUCUCCAUCAAACCGAGAAAGCUCUAGUACCACCAUCGUGUUCAGUUGAUGAGCUCUCUGCCCUUGAAGAAUGGCUUAUGGCAACGGAAGGAAACGUUAGUGUUCAAGAACCGUCGUGGAGAUACGAUAACUAUCAAGAUUGGCUUCAAAGAGAGCAAUCAUCUUCUACGUCAAACACAUUUGAAGCUGAAGCAUUCUUUAACCCAGGAAACGUUAGUGUUCAAGAACCGUCGUGGAGAAACGAAAACAGCCAAGAUUGGCUUCACAGAGAGUCAUCAUCUUCUACGUCAAACAUAUUUGGAGAGUUAUCGUUCCUUGCGGAUGUUCCUUUGUCAACAGAACUUUUCGACAUGCAAAGGUUCGGCUAUACGAGUACAGCCCAAGAACAGAGGAUCAACGAUCAAGAUCUGCCUGCGAGUCAAGUGGUUCAUCCCCAGAAAAGAGACGUGAUUAACAUUCCAGAUUCGCCUGAGAGCAGCAGCAAGAAACGGGCCAAGAAUCUUUCGACAGUGAUGGUGUUGUCAUUUCCCGUUAAUGAUGCACCUGCGAUGAAGUUUCCUGUGGAGGUGAACCCCAGCGAGAACGUUGAAGUACUGAGGACAGAGCUGGCGAAGAUGCAGCAGAGGUGUCAGUUACUUCUCCCUGAAGGAGGGUACUUCUUUAUACACAAAACACAAAUUUUAUACGAGAAGCAGUCAUUCCGCUGGAACCGUGUUGCUCAGGGAGAUACGAUUGAGAUUUUUCCAGGAAGUGUUACCCGAUGA
Molecule: messenger RNA, 1598 nt
Organism: Brassica napus (rape)
Lineage: Eukaryota; Viridiplantae; Streptophyta; Magnoliopsida; Brassicales; Brassicaceae
Exons: 1
Coding region: 477-1598 (373 amino acids)
Biological process (GO): proteasome-mediated ubiquitin-dependent protein catabolic process
Cellular component (GO): cytosol; nucleoplasm
Molecular function (GO): polyubiquitin modification-dependent protein binding; proteasome binding; ubiquitin binding
Source: RefSeq, a predicted model, not a curated record